AUGCCUCGCGUCUACCCGCCCCUCGAGGGCCGCCAACCCAGCGUCAGCCUCUCGCCCUCGCUCGUCGAAUCCGUCGCCGGCUUCACCGCAGGCCUCGUCUCGACCCUCGUCGUGCACCCCUUCGACGUGGUGAAGACCCGCCUCCAGAUCGAACAGGCCAACACCAAAGCCCGCGCCGGCGGCAGUCUCCACGUCAUCCGCCAGAUCGCCCAGGAAGCUGUGGUCGAGAACACCCGCCGCAAUGCGGCCAACAUCACCGCUCGCGGCGACACCGCGGGCGUCGUCCGCGCCUUCUACCGCGGCCUCAUGCCGAACAUGAUCGGGAAUUCCGUCUCGUGGGCCCUGUAUUUCAUGUGGUACGGGAACAUCAAGGACCUGGUGCGCGCGGCAAGAGCGUCGAGUACGGGCGAGCACGAGCUACGCAGCUCGGACUACUUCAUCGCAUCAGGUGUGUCGGGGAUAUUGACCGCAGUCUUCACGAACCCGAUCUGGGUGAUCAAAACCCGGAUGCUGUCGACCGCCAAGUCCGCCCCGGGCGCCUACACGAGCAUCAAACACGGCACGCUGGAGCUCUACCGGAGCGAAGGGAUCCGCGGGUUCUAUCGGGGUCUGUUGCCGAGUCUGUUCGGCGUCAGCCACGGUGCGAUUCAAUUCAUGGCCUAUGAGCAGUUGAAGAACCGCUGGGCGAAGAGCAGAGUCGGCGGCAAGGAGGGUUUGACGAACAUGGACUUUUUGCUCCUCAGCGCCGUGAGCAAGAUGCUGGCCGGAAGUAUCACGUAUCCCUAUCAGGUCGUGCGGUCGCGGCUGCAGACGUAUGAUGCGAGCAAGAAAUACAGGGGUGCGUGGGACGUGAUCAAGCAGGUCAUGCGGAAGGAGGGCACCAUUGGAUUUUACAAAGGGCUGGGCCCGAAUCUCGUCCGCGUCUUGCCUUCGACGUGCGUCACGUUCCUCGUUUACGAGAAUAUGAAGUCCUACCUCCCGAAGAUGUGGGAGUCCACCGGUGAUCGGAAGGAGAUCGCAGACACACGUUGA
Messenger RNA from Dissoconium aciculare CBS 342.82, 1032 nucleotides. RefSeq names its product mitochondrial carrier. Bases 1 to 1032 code for a protein of 343 amino acids. Gene Ontology annotation, molecular function: FAD transmembrane transporter activity; folic acid transmembrane transporter activity. Lineage: Eukaryota; Fungi; Ascomycota; Dothideomycetes; Mycosphaerellales; Dissoconiaceae. Gene Ontology annotation, biological process: folate import into mitochondrion; nucleotide transport. The record is from RefSeq and is a predicted model, not a curated record. Gene Ontology annotation, cellular component: mitochondrion. The transcript is spliced from 2 exons.